Messenger RNA from Epinephelus moara (kelp grouper), 1142 nucleotides. RefSeq lists its product as uncharacterized. The transcript has 7 exons. The coding region runs from base 31 to 1026 and encodes 331 amino acids. The record is from RefSeq and is a predicted model, not a curated record. NCBI's taxonomy places the organism in Eukaryota, Metazoa, Chordata, Actinopteri, Perciformes, Serranidae.
CUUCCUCAGGUUCGUCUUUCACUGACCCAAAUGCUCUCCCUUGAGAGGACCCUUAAGAGGGAGAUCUCUGUCGUGGGCAAAGAGAUUGUCACCCACCGUCAGGAAGUGCAUUCUGAAAAGAGCAAAAAGCUUCUGACAGUGGACCAGCUCUCCAUGUUCAAGGAGUCUGCUGCCAAAGAAAUCCCUAAGAGUCUCAACAAACUAAAGAAAGACCCAUUGAGGGACACCUACUUAAGGCAAUGUGUGGGUCUGCUGGCGGGCUACCUCUUCACCUUAAGUGGCCACCGAAAAGGUGUCCUUGUGUCCCUUCUUGAAAAGGAGGUCCUUAAAUGUGAGAGGAGUGGUGACGACUACGUCAUAUAUGCCAAAUCUCACAACACUGCGGCCACAUAUGGUAGGGCCAAGCUUGCCCUUACCAAAGCCGAGUACACCUGGCUAACAGACUUCGCAAAGCUGCGGCCCUUACUGCCAGGCUACAGCCCUGAGGUUCCCACAUUUUUUUUUAACUCUGCUGGUGGGGAGGUGGAGAAAAUGGGGGACAUGGUGACAGACAUCUGGCACAAGGCUGGUGUGCCGGAUGUCACCAUCAUGACAGACAUCUGGCACAAGGCUGGUGUGCCGGAUGUCACCAUCACUCUGGUCAGAUCAAGUCUGUCAACUCUGGCCCAGAGACGUCUGGAACCUUGUCAAAGGAGCAAAGUCACCCGUUCCAUGUGCCACAGCACCUCAACCUCUGACAAAUUUUACGUCGGAGAGGAGAGCGUGUCUGAGGCACAUGCGACCCGAAGUAACUUAGACAAGGUAGUUUCUCCUCCCUCUCCCUUGCCUGCAGCUAAGCCCAAGGCAAAAAGAAAGUCAAAAAGGAUGCAUAUAGCAUCCAGCAGUGACUCUGAUGAGCCUGCGCCUCCGAAACUCCCAGAUGUGGAAAGCAGGACAUCAAUCUGGACAGAUGACCUAAAAAAAUGGCAUCAGAAAAGCAUUUGCCAAUGUCUGGCAGAAGGUGAUCACCAAGGACAUGAUUGCUGACAUUCUGAGCCAGGAUGAGGAGCUUUUGAAGAAGUGUGCACUCCUUAAUGUGAAAAUGAAAACCGUCUCCAAGUUGAUUGCAGACCUCCAGACUGAAGACUCCAGGGAGACUGAAG